This is a messenger RNA of Fukomys damarensis (Damara mole-rat), 1742 nucleotides long. Its product is annotated as endogenous retrovirus group K member 10 Gag polyprotein-like. Lineage: Eukaryota; Metazoa; Chordata; Mammalia; Rodentia; Bathyergidae. The transcript has 2 exons. Gene Ontology annotation, biological process: viral process. Bases 651 to 1742 code for a protein of 363 amino acids. Gene Ontology annotation, molecular function: nucleic acid binding; zinc ion binding. The record is from RefSeq and is a predicted model, not a curated record.
UCACGGGGUAGUCAAAAGAGGACUAAGUGGAAAUAGCCGAUCCCAAUAGGCAAAGAAUAUGGGCCAAGCCAUCUCCCAGGAUAAGAUCAGUAAAAGUAUUCAGAACGUCCUGAAUGCACAGGGCGUGAAAGUCAAGAAAGCACAGAUUCGGAUUUUUGUGAGAACUUUAGAUAGUAUCUGUCCUUGGCUUUCUAAUGAGGAAGUAAUUGAUAUUGGAGUCUGGGAGAGGGUUGGAAGACAAAUUAAUCAAGCACUCCUGAGUAGCCCUGACCUUUACCCUGACAACACUUUUUCUUUCUGGGCCAUGAUUUCUGCGGCCCUGGGUCACGGGCCCAAAGCACAAGUAAUGCAAGCCAUUAACGAAGUGGAAGAAACUCUGAGGGAGGAGGAGAAACGCAGCCAAACCUCUCAAACGCCCUCAGAGGCGGGAGAUAAAGAGGAAAAAUUGAAACCCCUUUCUUUAUGCGAUCCAGAGGUACUUUCUAAGCCCCCCGGAUGGUCUCUGUAUCCUGCUCUUCCAGAUCCUCAGUCCUCUCUCUCAGAAAGAGAUCUCCCCCCAUAUCUCCCAGCGCUCCGCGUAUGGAAGAAUGGCCAUCCAACCCUGAGAGGGGGUCGCCUUGGCCCACGCAGAAGGAGACACCUAGUGAUUUAUGCGGGCCAACCCCUCCGAUAGAACUUUAGAGAGAAAGGCUUUAGCAACUCUAGUUGAAGGAAGAAUAGCCCCUCUCUCUGUUGCAGGGGAGUCCUGCACUCCUCUGCAGAGGUGCCUCCGUAGGGCUCUGGAGGCGGGGGAAGAUGUCCCUAAAGAGCUCUUUCCUAUAAUUGAAGUUCAGGGACCUCAGGGGCCUCAACAAGAGCAUCGCCCUCUGGAGUUUAAAUUGAUAAAGGAAUUGAAACUAGCAGUAAAUCAGUAUGGAACCAACGCGCCAUUUACUACGGUGAUUUUUGAAUCUCUUUCUGGACAAUGGCUGGCCCUGGGGGAUUGGAAGGCCAUAUGCAAGGCAGCCUUAUCGGGAGGAGAUUACUUGCUAUGGUGGACUUAUACUGAAAAAUGCAAAGAGAUGGCUCACCGUAACCGUCAAGCGGGCAUGGCCAUUGCUACUUAUGACAUGUUGUCAGGGGAGGGUCUAUAUGACAACCUCCAGGCACAAGCCCAGUAUGUGCCCGCUGUGUAUGACCAAGUGGCCAAUUGUGCUCGUCAGGCCUGGAGACAGUUACCCAGUAGUGGAGACUUAAGUAAUAGCUUGAGCAAUAUCCGGCAGGGACCUGAUGAACCUUAUUCAGAGUUUGUGCAUCGCCUACUGGACGGAGCUAGUAGGAUUUUUCCUGAUGCCCAGACAGGCUUGCCCUUUGUCACACAAUUGGCCUAUGAGAAUGCUAACAAAUGGUGUAAGCCUGUGCUGAGACCUUGGAAGGCAAAAACAGAUUUAAAUGGUUACAUUCGCCUGUGUGCAGAUGUGGGAAACAAUGUUAUAGUCGCUUGGGCUCAGGCCAGCGCCCGGGAAGCAGUCCGAUCCGGAGGGAAUUUUGCCAGCUAUAUUCAGGGAAUGCAACAGGGCUAUAGAAAAGGGAAAAAUAAAGGGCAUACUGUGGGGGCCAAGGCAAAGGGCACUAUCUGUUACAACUGCCGACAGGAAGGACACAUACAGAGACAGUGUCCGCUUCUAACUGCCGCGCCCCCCCCCUCGGGCAGCAUCGGGAAACUCCUAGCUAUGUACUCGCUGCUGCAAGGGCCCACAUGA